Molecule: messenger RNA, 1109 nt
Organism: Salvia splendens (bonfire salvia)
Lineage: Eukaryota; Viridiplantae; Streptophyta; Magnoliopsida; Lamiales; Lamiaceae
Product: stress protein DDR48
Exons: 2
Coding region: 56-850 (264 amino acids)
Source: RefSeq, a predicted model, not a curated record
CCUCACACUUGACACAUACUACAAUACAAUACCAAUAAAGUUAAUUUGAAUAUAAAUGGCGGAAUACGGCAGGCAGACCGACGAGUACGGAAACCCGACCCGCCAGACCGACGACGAGUAUGGCAACCCGACCCGCAAGAACGACGAGACCGACGACCAGUAUGGCACCCGCAAGAACGAUGAGUAUGACAACCCGACCCGCCAGGCUGACAACGAGUAUGGCACCCGCAAGAACGACGAGUAUGACAACCCGACCCGACAGACCGACAACGAAUAUGGCACCCGCAAGAACGACGAGUAUGACAACACGACCCGACAGACCGACAACGAGUAUGGCAACCCGACCCGCCAGACUGACGACGAGUAUGGCAACCCGACCCGCAAGAACGACGAGACCGACGACCAGUAUGGCACCCGCAAGAACGAUGAGUAUGGCAACCCGACCCGCCAGACUGACGACGAGUAUGGCAACCCGACCCGCCAGACCGAGGAGUAUGGAAACCAUGUCCAACGCCCUGGCGGAGGAACUGACUCCUACGGAUCUACCGGCGGCAUGAAUCAUGGGACUCAGGGUGGAGGGAUCGGCACCGGCACUGGCACUGGAGGAGAGUAUGGUACUGAGGGUGGAGGAAUCGGCAUCGGCAUCGGCACCGGCACUGGCGGAGGAGAGUAUGGUACUCAGGGCGGCGCAGGAGAGUAUGAUACUGGAAUGGGGACGGGCGGUGGGCAGCACCGGCGCUCCGGAAGCUCGGAGGAGGAUGGGGAAGGAGGUAGGAGGAAGAAGGGGCUGAAGGAGAAGCUUUUCGGGGGCAAGAAGGAGGAGGAGCAGCAGAGCUAUAAUGAAGAGUAAGGAAUGAUGGAUAAGAUGAAGGAAAAGCUGCCUGACCACAAUUGAACAUAUAUACUACAUACACCUACAGCUUCACUUCAGUUGUAGUAUAAUAAUAAUGACAAUAAGCCGCCUGCUCUUCAUCUUCAUGUUUGAGGGAGCUGGCUUGGCCAUGUGUUGUGUCUCUCUGUCUGUACCUGUAUUUGUAUUUGUAUUUGUAUUUGGACAUGUCUUCUUUUAAGUCAACAUAAAUACUACUCCUCACUUUUCUUGCUGUUUA